AUCCUUUCAACGGAUAUAACCCCUUCUGGACCCGUCUUCUUCCUCUCGCUACUGAAUCUUAACCCGACCCGAAUUCCGACUGCAAUUUCCCCAAAUCUUUGCUUCUUUUCCCAAAAUGGCUCCUACAGAUCCCGAAACCUGGACCCAUGGACCCUCCAUCAUCAAGGAGAACGAACUUCGAGAGGUGGCCGCGCUCCUGGGCAAGGGCUUCCGGGUCCACCAUCUUGAUGCCGUUGGGGGGAUUAGUCUAUCCCACAAUCCAAAUCCCCAGAAGUACAUGGUCAUGCAAUAUCAUUCUGUGGAAAACGGGUUUAGGUUGCCCCUCCACGGUCUGCUUCGCGAUCUCUGCCUCCAUUUCGGAUUUGCUCCAGGUCAAUUGACUGCCAACGCGCACAAGUAUGUCGCGUCUUUCAUCUUGCGAUGCUGCGCCCUGGACAGAAUCCCAACAUUGGAUGAAUUCCUUCUCCUCUUCAGUAUCGGUGGUUUCCCCUUCUACAGCCUAUAUCCCCACAACCAUUUCCCAAUUUUUGAAAAGGUUGAGUUCAAGCAUGAAAAAUGGUCACUGAGAUAUUUCGUUAUUGAGUUCCCGGCUCACAGCCCUCUUGAUCUACCGGGUGUUGUCCUCCGCCGUUCCAUUUCCCGGACGAAAUUUGCUGCAGCAGAAUUAGCGGAGGGAGUGUACAACGCCUUGAGAGAAAAAGAAGGUUUAAUUUCACACCACUCCCUUCAAGACGCCCAACUGUACAAGAAGGCGGGUUUUUACUACCCCCUGGGUCCUGAACCGUUUCCAUUUGAAGGCGUGCCUCCUCCCGAGAAAUCGAAGGCUCCUUCUGCUGCAGAGUCAAACCCGGCCAUGAGCUCUCCCGGGAAUCAAUCCCAAGGUAACUCCACUGCCUUGGCUAUCCGCAAGCCGACUGCCGCCUUGGAGGCCAUUCCCAUCUCAGCCAUUCCUGGGCUUAGGAGGCCAAUUCCGUCCCAGAAGCGGCCACGGGAGGGAGUCACUGAUGAUGAUUUCCUUCCCAAGAAAAACAAGGGUGAUGAUACUUCUGUUUCACCCAGCCCCCUGCCUACCUCUUCUGAUACCCAGUACGCCAUCCCUGCUACCACAUCCGGGGGUUUGGAGCUACCCCACCCGGAUAGCUUUGAUUGCGAGGGAGAAGAGCUCCGGGACCAGUCUGCGCUCAGAAGACCCGUGACGCAGCCCCAGCCUGAGGCGUCCGGUUCCUCCCCCCAUGCCGCAACUAUUCCUAAAGUGAUGGAGGAGGAAGGGGUGAGUCGGCAAGAACCAGAGCCUUCCCCCACAGCAGAGAAGGAGGUUGAAGUGCAGACAGAAACGGAAAUCCCCUCUUCGAAGGAGAAUGAGGUCGGAGAGCAGAGGGAUACUGAAGCUCCUCCAGAAGGGAAUCUAGAGAAGAUGAGGGAAUCAGUGCAGGGGCCCACAAUUCCCCAAGCUCGCCCUGACUUGCUUGCCCUCAAUGCACUGCACUUCAUGGAGCAGGCCCAACAAUCACUCUUGACUUUGACUGAGGAGUACCUGGGUGGAGCGUCAGGAAACUACCGGGCCGUGACGCUCUUAAAGGGGAAGGAGUUGGCUGCCAGGGCUCUACAACAGAAGGUUGACUCCCUGGAACAACAAGUUCAGGUCCUUCAGGAAGAGAAUGCCUGGCUCAAGGCAGAUGGCUCAACGGAGCUAGCAGCCGAGAGGGCCUCGGCUUCAGAAGGAAAAGUGGGAAGUCUAGAAGCUGAAUUGGUUGAAAAGGAGUCCCGGAUCUCUAAGCUGGAGAAUUCCCUUCGAGAGGCCAAGCAUGAGGGUUCCCGUCUUAAUGAAGUCGCACUAAAACAGAUGGAAGCGAGACGGCUCUCCCUCGAGAAGUUGAAGGAAGAGAGACAGACUGCAAGCGAGCUCCGGUCAAAGAAGGAUGAACUGGAGAAGGCUAUUGCUGCCCAUCAAGAGGAGGUUGCAGGCCUGACUGCCCGUGCCGCAGCCCUUUACGAAGAAGGGAAAUUUGACAUGCAGCACUGCAUUAUUGAGGCGGUCCGGAGUGGUCUUCCAGCUCACCGAUCCCUGGAUGAUUUCAUCUCCCACUACGGAUUACCUCUCCCUCUUCCUCCCCCAGAUUCUCGUGCUGACCCGGGAGUUGUCUUCAUUGAUCUUACUAUGUCCGAUUCUUCUUCUGAUUCUUCUUCGUUGGCACUCCCUUCACUCGGGGCCCCAAUGCCUGAGCUCUCUUCUGAGCCUUCUCUUGCCUCUAAACAAUCGGUGACUUCUCCCUUGCCCAGGGAGGAGAAUCACCCUCAUCUCCUCCCACAGGUGUCAGGGGGUGCUCCUCCGAGUCCCGGCGUGCUUCUUAACGGUGCCAGGACGGAAGCCUCUUCUGGCCGUCCUGGCACAUCUCGUCCGCAGAAGAGACGCAAUCCCCACUCAGGAGCUUCCCGGUUGGUCUCUGGCAGGGAAGCAAGGGUCAGCGAAUACACUCCUUCAAAUUCCAGAAGUGUUGAUCCGCCUUGCCUUCAGAUUCUUCCAGUUAGAUGGUUAGCUGCUAGUCCAUCCCUUUCUGACUUCUUCACCAUGGCAAGUAAGUCUCGGAGAAAAGUCGUCAUCGGCUUAACCCCUUCCGGGACAUCUUCUUCUUCGGAUGAUGAUUCCUCCGCCUCUCCGGCUCAGUCCAACGACAUGGCUGGGUUGAGUCCCGGCGAGUUCUCAAGACUUUAUCCAACAACUCGCCUCCCUGCACCAUCUCCUCCUAGUCCACCCAGGCUUCCAUCCGGAAGGAUAGACUGGGGCUCAAUGACCCUCCAAGACUUCGCCUUGUAUCAGAGGAUGCGCAUGGCUAGACUUGGGCGUUCUCUGCCAAUUGUUGAGGUAGAACCUUCAUGUGAAAGCCGGACUGCUUCUCCAAACUUGCUAAAGUCUCCCAACGAUGGUUCUUCAUUGAGGGCUGCAGCUCCCCGUCCUGGGACAUGGGAAGACUAUGACAUCUGGGAGGCUGCUGAUUCCACAGCGUGUCCCUCGUCAAAGAGAAGGAGCCCAUGGAAGGGACCCCCACCUCCUUCUUGUUGACUGCAUGGACGCAAUAGGCCCUCCUUCAGUGCCUAGGCCCCUGCAAAUCAAAUUUCUUUUCCUCG
Cuscuta campestris is the source of this 3126-nucleotide messenger RNA. Lineage: Eukaryota; Viridiplantae; Streptophyta; Magnoliopsida; Solanales; Convolvulaceae. The record is from the annotation of a GenBank genome assembly.